AAUCUGCCUAGUUUGCAGGAUUUACGACCACAAUCACACAUCAGAAUCACGUCAGAUGAUCUGUGUUUGGUUAAUAUUUAACUCCAGAUAACACAGGGUGCAGUUUCAGUGAAACAGAUCCGUGUUGAUGUUUACAUGCGCUUGAUGUUUAAACCAGAAGCUCUUUACAGUGUUUUUUUUUUAUUUGUUGGCACGAGAACUUGCAGUCGGCUGUUUUAAGAAGGUCUAAUAAACGUUUAACGUGAGGAGGAAGCAGUUCUGCUUUUCUAAUUCUCAAGGGACGCACUGUGUGUGUGUGUGACCUGGCUCCCGUCUCCUUCAUGCCCGUGUGUGUGGGCAGUGGAGUGAAGCGCUCGAGGCUCCUGGCAUGGGCAGCGUAGGGAGCGGGGCCUCCAGUCAACGGCCCAUCACCAUGCGUAGCGUUGGCACCCGUACCACCCCGAACGGCCCGCUGGCACCGGCCCCCGCCCCCGCCCCCGCCUCGACCCGCCGGCGCCUGGACGACCGAAGCUUCAGCGCCGACCGAAUCCCCGGCCCGAACACCAAGACCAAAGGCGUCUGCGCCGACGAGAGGGAUUACGCUCGCAACGCUAAUCGGCAGCACACGGUCAACGGCGAGAGGCUCGUGACCAACGCGGUGUUCGCUAACGGGGCGCGCCGAGACGGGCACCGGCGCGGGGAGAGUCUGGAUCUGUGCGGGAACAACGUCGUGUUGAACAACGACAGGAAUCAUCAAGCUCCAGCGCUGCACAAGGACAAGAGCAAAAGCAAACCUGAUAAUCACAAUCCUCCCAACAUACUGCCCGUCUCUGGGAAACUCGAGCACGCACAGACCAAUGACUCUCUGGUGCGUCCGUCGGCCUUCAAACCCGUGGUGCCGAAGAGCUUUCACUCCAUGCAGAACCUGGUGUGUCCCCUCCAGACGGGCUCCGGCUCGGCUCCGGGUCCGAGUGGUGUCGGCGCCGGCGGGUCCGAAGCGGGUCCGAACCAGGACAGUCCCGGCAGCCGAGGAACACACAUGGGCCCGGGCCUCUCGGACUCGGGGAGGAACUCUCUCACGAGCCUUCCCACGUACACCGGGUCCGGUUACGGUCCGGCUCCGGCUCUCGGGCCCCUCAGCGCCUCCACCAGCCACAUCAACCGGCUUGGCACCGGCGUCCCGGAUAAACCGGGCUUCCAGAACGGGCUCAGCGCGUCGGACAGCGGGCGCUCGUCCUCGGGGAAGAGCUCGUCCUCGUACCAGCGCCUCAGUCACAUGAGCGACGGCCCCGGACCCCUGAGGCCCUCCCCGAACUCAGACGACGUCAUCCAGGACCUCGAGGACCGGCUGUGGGAGCGAGAGCAAGAAGUGAGUGAGGUGAUACACAUGCGGCGUAACCUGGACCAGAGCGAGGCGGCCAUCGCCCAGGUGUUUGAGGAGAAGCAGCGCGUGUGGGAACGAGAGAUGGAGGACCUGAGGCAGAACUACGCCGGCCGGCUGCAACAGGUGACCCGACGGGCCCAGCGUUCCCAGCAUGCACUGCAGGCCCAGAUCGGGCGUCUCCAGCAGGACAAGCGCCGGCUCCAGGACGAGAUGACGCUCCUGCUCGCUCAGAGAGAAGAACUGGAGAAGAAGUGCUUGGACUUCAGGAAGGAACAGGCCGAUAUUCUGCCCAGACUCGAGGAGACCAAGUGGGAGGUGUGUCAGAAGGCGGGUGAGAUCUCUCUGCUGAAGCAGCAGCUUCGGGAGAGUCAGGCCGAGGUGACGCAGCGCGCCGGAGAGAUGGUGGCCCUGCGGGGUCAGAUGAAGGAGCUCAACGCCCAGCUGAGAGAGCGAGAGGAGAACGAGAUCAGCCUCAAGGAGUCCUUCUGCACCAAGACCCUGGAGCUGGAGCGCUGCGAGGCCGAGCUGCAGACCAUGCUGGCCGAGGUCACGGUGCUGCGGGACAAGCUGAGCGCGUUUGAGUCGGAGGUCACGCGUCUGAAGAAGGCCCUCGGUGACCUCGGCAGCAGCUCCAGUCGUCCCAGCGAUCCCAGUCUGUCCGAUAUGGGGCAACUGGUGGCGUCCCGUAGCCGAGAGCAUCUCAUGUCCCCUUCGGAUCCGCCAACGUCACUCCCGGCGCUCCCGGCUCCCGAUCGGCUCCUCAGCGACGACUCCAAGGUCCAGUGGGCGGAGUCAGGUGACCUUCGCCGCCAGCUAGAGCGACUGCAGGGCGAGCUACGCCUCGAGCGGCAGCAGCGCGAGCGACAAGCGCUAACAUUCGCACAGGAACGCCAAACCUGGCAUGACGAGAAAGAGCGCGUGCUGAAGUACCAAGCGCAGUUGCAGCUAAGCUACGUGGAGAUGCUACAGAAGAACCAGGCGCUUGAGGAGCGCGUGGACAAGCUAGGAGCCAAAAUGGCCGCUCCGGCUCUGGCUUUACCAGAGGCGCCAGUUUCCGUGUCAAUAUCGCUGACGUCUCCGACCCCGCCGGUGGAAGAGAAGAAGAAGACGCCGGAGAUGCAGCAACUCGCCCCGCCGUGGCCCGUUCCGACCCGACUGGAGAGGAUCGAGUCCACCGAGAUCUGACUAAAACCAAGAUUACAAUAGCAUUCAGUACAAUCCGAAAACGAAACCGCUUCCGAGGACUGUCCAAGGAUGCCCUGCUUGUCUAGGGCGGGUGUUUGGGUUGGGUAUGAGCCUUAGCCUUAGCUUUAUCGGCUUGUCAAGGGCUGGUUAGUAGUGCAGAUGAGCUGGCCGCUAGUCAGCCGCGAGAGGAAACGUAGCACUCAGGGGUUUAAGGGCGUAAGCUAUUCAGACUGGGUUCAGGAUCUCACAGAAUAUAAGAAGAAUAUCCUCGUUAGCAGCAUUCAAAACAAUCAAAACACACCGUCACCGUUUUCGGACCAAAUCUUAGAGCCAGUCUUGAGUGUUUAUGCCGUUUGUUUAUUGCACUGGAAGGCCAGAAACAUACUCUACACAAGUGCGCAGAUGUGCAUUACUACUGAGUGUUCGGAAGUUUGGGGUCUCUUCUGUGAUCAAAAAUGCAGAAAACAUUAUUGUUGCAAAUGUGAAUAUAUAGUAAAGUGUAAUUUAUUCCUGUGAUCAUCAUCAUUACUCCAGUCUUCAGUGUCACAUGACCCUUCAGAAAUCAUGAUUAGAAACAUUUAUGAUUAUUAUUAUUUUUGUAGAAUCCGUGAUACUUUGUUGCAGAGAUUUGUCUCUUUUGAUCAAUUGAAUGCAUCCUCGGCGAAUAAAUAAAAGUAUAAAUGUCAAGCUAAUUGUACUGACCCCAAACUUUUGAAUGCUUGUGUAGCGAGAUAUACAUAACUAACAUGCUGAGAAGGCGUCGAGCGUUGCGUUACACUGCAAAAAAUGCUUUUUGUCUUGUUUCUUAAAUCAAGAUGCAUUUAUUAGAUGAGCAAUGCUAUAAGAUAUUAUGUCUUGUUUUCAGGGGAAAUAAAUCAAAUUAAGAGAGUUGUUGCUUAACACGAAAAAUUAUCAGACAA
Molecule: messenger RNA, 3468 nt
Organism: Pimephales promelas (fathead minnow)
Lineage: Eukaryota; Metazoa; Chordata; Actinopteri; Cypriniformes; Leuciscidae
Source: RefSeq, a predicted model, not a curated record